Molecule: messenger RNA, 1509 nt
Organism: Phaethon lepturus (White-tailed tropicbird)
Lineage: Eukaryota; Metazoa; Chordata; Aves; Phaethontiformes; Phaethontidae
Gene: ADAT1
Product: adenosine deaminase, tRNA-specific 1
Exons: 9
Coding region: 1-1509 (502 amino acids)
Biological process (GO): RNA processing
Molecular function (GO): adenosine deaminase activity; RNA binding
Source: RefSeq, a predicted model, not a curated record
AUGUGGUCAGCUGAUGAAAUUGCUGAGCUAUGUUACCUGCAUUAUAGGACCAGACUCCCUAAGCAGGGGAAACCAGAUCCAAACAGGGAAUGGACUUCACUUGCAGCUGUUGUCAAAGUGGAGUCUGCAACCCAAAGAGAGGUUCUUGCUAGUCCAGGGAAUCUGCAGGUAACAAAGGAAGUUGUUGCUAUGGGAACUGGAACAAAAUGUAUUGGCCAAAACAAAAUGAGAAAAACUGGAGACAUUCUGAAUGACAGUCAUGCUGAAAUUGUGGCCAAGAGGAGCUUCCAGAGGUAUCUUCUCCAUCAGAUGUGGCUGGCAGCUUCCCAUCAGCAAUGCAGUAUCUUUAUUCCAGGAACUGAAACUGGGAAAUGGAAACUCAAACCAAAUAUCGUAUUUGUUUUCUUCUCCAGUCAUACCCCAUGUGGAGAUGCUUCUAUUAUUCCAGUUAGUGAACCAGACAUACAGGUUUCUAAGCCUGUGAUUGGACAUGAUGCAGCUGGACAAUCAGCAGAGUGUAGAAGUAACCAUGAUCAUUUGGGUCCAAAAGAUAAAAGGAAAUCGGAGAAAAUGGCAAGUGAUCCUGUAAUCAAGAGAAUGAAAACUGAUGGUGAUGGUUAUUUUUCUGUAAUCACUGAAGACCUGGCCGUUCAGCAAGUAUCUGUGAAACAAGACGACGACGCAAAUCCAAAGAGCUGUGAAUGUUCUGCAGAGAUGCAAACAGCUAAUAAGGAGACUGGCUUAGGAAGACCGAAGGUAGUAGAUGUUUAUAGAACUGGAGCAAAAUGCGUACCUGGAGAGCUUGGUGAUGCCCGAAUACCUGGGCUAGGGUAUCACUGUGUGGGAUUAUUACGAGUGAAGCCAGGUCGUGGGGACAGAACAUGCUCUAUGUCCUGCAGUGAUAAACUGGCUCGCUGGAAUGUGUUAGGGUGUCAAGGAGCUCUUCUGAUGCAUUUCCUGCAGCAUCCAGUGUAUCUGUCAGCAAUUAUAGUGGGGAAGUGCCCAUAUAGCCAAGAAGCUAUGCGGAGAGCAAUUAUUGAAAGGUGUCAGCACAUCGCAUUUUUACCAGACGGUUUUCUUGCUCAGGAGGUUAAGCUGCUGCAAUCGGAUCUUCGAUUUGAACAUAGCCGUCAGGCAAUUCAGGAAGUUAAAACCAACAGCAAAACAAAACUUGUUCCUUGUAGUGCAGCUAUCAGUUGGAGCGCAGUCCCUGAGCAACCUCUGGAUGUCACCUCAGAUGGCUUCCGGCAGGGAACAACAAAGAAGCGGAUUGGGAGCCAUCAGAGCAGAUCCAAGAUUUGUAAAGUGGAACUCUUCCAUACAUUCCAAAAGCUGGUGACAAGUAUAUCACAAGAGGAUCUACCAGAUACUCUCCGGAUGAAGACUUUAGAAACCUACUGGGACUACAAGGAAGCUGCGUUAAAUUAUCAAGAAGCCUGGAAAGUGCUGCGUAGCCAAGCCCUGCCGGGUUGGGUCAAGAAUGCCAAGGAAUACCUGCACUUCACAUGA